Messenger RNA from Pieris macdunnoughi, 687 nucleotides. The record is from the annotation of a GenBank genome assembly. Lineage: Eukaryota; Metazoa; Arthropoda; Insecta; Lepidoptera; Pieridae.
AUGAAGAAACUCGUUCAGAAAGCGACAAAGUAUAUUGACCGACGCCUACGAAUAAACUUUAAAGUGGUGUCGCAGAGCAUUCUUGGCGAGUUCAACCGCGAACAGGACGCGUUCAUCAAAGGCCAAGAGAAGGAAGGGGGUGCUGCAACUGCUCCAUGGAUUGGCGCUCCCAAUGAGGCUUCGCUUAAAGAGGAGUGCGUGUCACUUUCAACUGACCGACGGAACUUCGUGCGCGCCCCACCGGCGGGUGUAGAGUUCGACUUUGACUACGACAAAAUGUACCCAGUGGCCGUAGCUAUCAUGGCGGAGGAUCCCAACCUUGAGAAAAUGCGUUUCGACCUGGUACCUAAAGUUAUAACAGAGGAGAACUUCUGGCGGAACUAUUUCUACCGCGUGUCCCUCAUCUGUCAGGCCAACGAGGCUGACGCAGUCGCUCGCCAGUCUAGCGCUGACGACUCGCAGGACAGUAAAUCGGCAAGCGAGGAUCUAAUAGAGAAAGAGAGUCAAUCGAUUGAUGACGUCAAGAAAAGAAUUAAAUCUUUGAAAGUCGAUAGAGAUGAUGAGCAGUGGGAAAAAGAAUUGGAGGCUGAAUUAAAGGAAUAUGAGGUUGUUGCUGAAAAGUCUGGCGAUGAUAAGUGGGAGAAAGAGUGCGAAGAUCUUCUCGGGGAAGAGAUGGAUCUUAAGUAG